CCUUCUCUUCCCCCAAGUCGUCCCCUUUGCUGGAUUCGAGUCAACCGUCCGGAAUCGGAUUGAGGGCGCCAUCGCUUCACGUGCAAUGCCGCCGCGUCAUCUCGUCACCUAAUGUCGAGUUCGAACCGGGGGCGCUGAAUGUGUUAUUUCAAGAACUCGGGCUCAACGAGAGAGAGACUGAAUCUCUCUUGACCAGGGACCCGGAUUUGAGGCUGAAGUCUAUCGGUUCGUUGCAGGCUCGCGUUGCCUCUUUAAAAUCGGUCGGAAUCAGUGGCCUCGAGCUCUGCCAUUUGGUUGCGAAAUGCCCUUCUGUGUUGGCAGCAGGUGAAAUCGAUCCCUUUAUACUUUUUGUGCGCGACAAAUUAGAUGGAAAGGUUGAGCCGAUGCAGCUUAAGCGUCUCUUUAUGUCAACUGAGCCGCGAUUCCUAGCUGGAUUUGAGGAAAAGGUUAAUUUGCUGACCGGCAGUGGGAUUCCUAGAGAAAAGAUUGUUCAUGUUCUCAACAAUGUGAAUUUAACGAAGGCUUUGUCUCUUAAGCCGUUUGAAGAGAUUGAAAGGCUCCUUAAUUUCUUGAGCCGCUAUGGUGGGGUUGAUUUGAUUGUGAGGCAUCCCCCCAUUCUUAACUUUGAUAUGGAUACCCAAUUGAUUCCGAGAGUGGAGUUUCUUCUAGAACUUAGUGGAGGAGAUGAGGAUGCAACGGGGGCAGUGUUGCGCAAACUGCCUACCUUUUUGAAAUACCGCAUGGAACACUUGGAAAGCCAUGUAGAGUUCUUGAGGUCAUUUGCGGGAUUAGAUGAUCAAGAAAUAUUCAGGAUCAUUCUUGUGUUUCCUAACAUUGUUAGCGCGAGUAGGGAGAGGAAAUUGCAUCCCAGAAUUAGUUUUCUCAAAGAAUGUGGACUCAACUCCAAUGAGAUUUUCAAGUUCUUGACAAAAGCCCCUUUGUUUUUGGGUCUAUCUUUUGAGGGGAACAUUGCUUAUAAGCUGGGUUUUUGGUGAAGAUUGGUUACAAGUACAGAACGAAGGAAUUCGCGGUUGCAAUAGGCGCUGUGACUAGGACAAGUUGUGAGAAUAUGCAGAAGGUGAUUGAGCUCUUAUUGAGUUAUGGGUUUUCUUGUGAAGACGUGCUUCUCAUGAGUAAGAAGCAUCCUCAGAUACUUAAAUACAAUCCUGAUUCUCUGGAGGAAAAAGUGGAAUAUUUGGUAGGGGAGAUGGGACGUGACGUUGAUGAGCUAUUGGAUUUCCCUGCAUUUCUUGGUUACAAACUCAACAGUAGAAUAAAGCAUAGGUACGAGGUGAAGAAGAAGAUUAUAGGUGAAGGGAUGUCAAUCAACAAGCUGCUUAAUGUUUCGUCUGAGAGAUUUGCAAAGAAGAAGGUAGAAAAGUUGGUGCACAAAGCCUGAAAAUUAGGGGUUGCUCAAUUUCAUCAGCAGAAGUUCAUGGCAAAAUUGAUGGAAAUUGCAUAGUUACCGAGUAUUCUCAAAGCUUCAUCAGUUGAAGGCUUUUGGUUUUUUCAGGCAAAAUUCUAGCUUGACUUCCUUAGGUGUAGAUAGAAAGUCAUAUUUUUCAUCCCUAAACCUGCAAAGCCAUUUUUAAGUUCGAAGAAAAUGGUCAAUGCCCAGUUGAAUGAAAUGACUGAGUAUGCUCCAUUUUAAGGUUAAAGCAAGAAGAAAAGUGGCUGAUCUUUGUAUUUGUGUAACCGUCCAUUACAAAGGAAUCCACCUUGAGUCGAUAGCAAUGUUUCCUUGGUUGCUCGCACGUUUUUCUGUUCUUAGUCCUGAAAUCUUGAAAAAAGUGAUCUGAUAUUGAAAAUAAUCCUGUCAGUGUGCAUGAAUCAAGACAUCGUUACCUUUGUUAUGCAAUUCAGAUAGAUUUUCUAACUGUGAUGGUCAGAAUCAAUAAGUCAACAUGAUUGCAAGGCAUCUA
Eucalyptus grandis is the source of this 1922-nucleotide messenger RNA. Its product is annotated as transcription termination factor MTERF8, chloroplastic-like. Gene Ontology annotation, biological process: regulation of DNA-templated transcription. The transcript has 2 exons. The coding region runs from base 384 to 995 and encodes 203 amino acids. Lineage: Eukaryota; Viridiplantae; Streptophyta; Magnoliopsida; Myrtales; Myrtaceae. Gene Ontology annotation, molecular function: double-stranded DNA binding. The record is from RefSeq and is a predicted model, not a curated record.